CUGGGCGUGGUUUACUGCAUCCUCGCCCAGUUAAAUGCGGAAGUGAGACGCUGACAAUCUUAAACACCCGAGGAGAGAAAAUUAAGGUUUCCUUCUGAAGUGUUUGACCUGUCAGGUCAAAAAUAAUAUAACCAUGUGGCCAAAUCAAGGACCUAACCCUCCAAUAGGCCCACCAAAUCCUGCCUACCCUCCUGGCUACAACCCUGCAUAUCCUGCUGGACCCUCUGCAGGAGUCUUCCCUCAGCCUCCAAACGCAGCAUACCCACCAUACCAAUACCCAGCUGGUACAAACCCUGGUCUGGUACCACAUGCACCCCCAGGGGCGAUGCCUUAUGGAGCCCCAGGACCUUAUCCUAUGGCUCCAGGUGGAUAUCCAGGGGUUCCUCCUGCAGGUUGUCACCCAGGUCCAUACCCACACUCUCCUAAAGGGGGCCACCACAAAGGCCAUGACAAAGGCCACCACAAAGGCCAUGAUAAAGGCCACAAAGGCCAUCACAAAGAUCAUCAUGGAGGGAUGAAUCCUAUGGCUGGAGCUUUCGGUGGAGGAGUGGCUGGAAUGGGAAUGGGAAUGGGGAUGGGGAUGGCUGGACACAAGUCCCACAAAAAGAUGAAGAAGAUGAAGAAAGCACAUAAAGGGGACAAGCAUGGACACCACAAACACGGCAAGUCCUCCAGCAGCAGCAGCAGCAGCAGUAGCAGCAGCAGCAGCGACUGAGGCCGACAGUUCAAGAAACAUCUUCCGCAGAAAUGCUGCUUCACAAACGGAUGGCCUAACACCUAACCAUAUGCACACACACGUCAUUCUUAUCACCUUUAACAGGAUUUCUGUGCACUGUGUAUUUAUUAUUUCAUCAUAUCUAGUAUGGGCUAUUUAUAUGUAUGUGUGAAAAGCUUCACAGCAUCUGUCUGUAUUGAUGUUCCAUUUUGUCAUGAAUCUAAUCCUAACCCUUUUUUUGUGGUGUUCAUGUCAAACAUUCUGUAGUUACAGUAAACAUACUUAAAGACUACUUUGAAAACAUAUUGAAAUAUUUGGAUGAGAGAUUGCAUCAUUAUGCACACAUUCAGGAGUUGCACAAGUGUACAUAGGCAACUAGAUUCAAAGAAUGAGGAAGGGUUAGGGUUAAGCAUUUCUAGGUGCAAUGCUGAAAUCUGUCACUGUUUUCUCUGAAUAUUUCCACUCAAGUCUUAUAAAAAUGAAAAAAUUCUGAAUCAACUUUUUGAAUGCUAAUUUUCAAACAAAGCUGAGUAUGAAGUAUCUAAAAACUUUAACCUGCAAUUUCUCUUAAAGAAGUUCAGUCACUAAUGGACACUAAUGAAACUACUGAGGAUAACAUGACCUGGAUAACUGAGAAUCCUCACAUAUAUAUCAAUGUGCACAGGUCUUUCUUAAUUUACAGUUUUAAUGUGGGUUCUUGGAGAAAAUGUAACGCUACGAUUAAGUUAAAAAAAAGGAUUUCCUCUGGAAGAUUAACCUAAAGGUGAUACAGAUAAUGAUUGUCUUUAUCUACCUCUGCCUGAUUUUGUUCUUGAUAACUUUUCUUUUCUAUAACUGUGCAUGACAGUAGAAAAAAACAACAUUGUAUUGAGAUUGUAACCACACAUAAAGAGCCUUAAUAUAAUUCUGCCAAAUAAACAGAUGGAAGUGA
Molecule: messenger RNA, 1646 nt
Organism: Paralichthys olivaceus (Japanese flounder)
Lineage: Eukaryota; Metazoa; Chordata; Actinopteri; Pleuronectiformes; Paralichthyidae
Product: proline-rich protein 13
Source: RefSeq, a predicted model, not a curated record